CCAAUAAGUAAGAAUAGAAAAACAAUAAACUCUUUUUUUUGAAUUAUGAAAAAGCGACAUGUAAAAAGAAUAUGAAAAACAUUAAAAAUUCAUAGUUUAAAUGGAAGGAUGGAGUAUUAUUAUUUCUAAAGAAAGUGACUAAAAGAUAAUAUCUUGCUUUAUGCGACUGACACGUGUGACCGUGACCGUGAAAUGGAGGUUAUUCCAAUAACAGACUACCUAACAAAAAAGCAGCUAAAAACCAAAAAUCCAUUUGUGUGUCUUUUCGCCUCAAACUCUCUUCUGUAACCCUCCACUUCAAAGUUUAAACCCUAACACUACAAUAUAUACAUACGGUAUAUCUUAUUGUAAUUUUAUAGUACAUCUGCACGGAUUCAUGGGUUGCUCCUCCUCUCUUCCAGAUAGGACUUCUGGGCGGUUGGGUGGACUUAACAAUUCUGAAAGCAGUGGAGUUUCUGAUGCCAAAAAUUUACGUGUGAAGCUGGUAUUAUUAGGUGAUUCUGGAGUUGGUAAAAGUUGUAUUGUUCUUCGCUUUGUUCGUGGUCAAUUUGAUCCAACAUCCAAGGUGACUAUCGGAGCUUCAUUUUUGUCGCAGACAAUAGCUUUACAAGAUUCUACAACAGUUAAGUUUGAAAUAUGGGACACUGCAGGGCAAGAAAGGUAUGCUGCAUUGGCACCGUUAUACUACAGAGGUGCUGCAGUUGCAGUUAUUGUGUAUGAUAUAACAAGCCCAGAGUCAUUCAACAAGGCACAAUAUUGGGUGAAGGAACUUCAAAAGCAUGGGAGCCCUGAUAUAGUGCUGGCUUUAGUUGGGAACAAGGCUGAUCUUCAUGAGAAUCGAGAAGUGCCUGUUCAAGAUGGAAUGGAAUAUGCAGAGAAGAAUGGGAUGUUCUUUAUUGAGACAUCUGCAAAGACUGCAGAUAAUAUAAAUCAGCUGUUCGAGGAAAUUGCUAAACGACUCCCCCGCCCAUCAUCAUCAUGAUUGCUGAACCUUGUAACUGAACAACUAGAGGGCGUCCAGUGUUGUGGGGACGUACUUGCCUGUAUCAAAUGUGUAUAUGUUGAAUUGGUGAUACCUGUAAUCUUUCCUCUAUUUUAUGAUUUGUAUUUGAAACUGUUCAAGCUAUAAGAUUAUGAAUCACUUUUAUUGUGUUGAUCAUAAAAUUCUGUUGAUCAUAAACACACAUCAUCUUUAUAAGACUAAGGGAGUCAUUUAUCUGAAUCCCAUGAUAUGGUUUAUUAUUGAA
Molecule: messenger RNA, 1247 nt
Organism: Jatropha curcas
Lineage: Eukaryota; Viridiplantae; Streptophyta; Magnoliopsida; Malpighiales; Euphorbiaceae
Gene: ARA6
Product: Ras-related small GTP-binding family protein
Molecular function (GO): GTP binding; GTPase activity
Source: RefSeq, a predicted model, not a curated record